CCUUGUCAUUCCAUAUUCACAUGCAGCAUUUUAACCAAUUUCAUCUUCCCCCUACAAACAAAAUGUCUUCUUCUUCUUGUCUUCAAGAUAAAUCUUUAAUUAGUAGAACAUUAUAUUUUCUUCUUGCUAUAACAUUCAUUUCAUCAUUCGAUGUUGUCGCUGGCUCGCCACCUCCGAAACCAAACAUUGUUGACGCUUCUGUCCUGACACAAAAGAUUAACACCAAUCGCACAAUUAAGGUUGCUCUGGAAGGAACAGACGGGUUCAAGUCGAUUCAAGCCGCAAUUGAUUCGGUCCCUGAUGGGAAUACUAAUUGGGUCAUAAUCCAUGUUAGGCAAGGUGUUUACAGGGAAAAGGUGACAAUACCAGAAAAGAAGCCUUUUAUAUUUUUAAGAGGAAAUGGUAAAGGAAAAACAGCGAUCAGGUGGUCUCAGAGCUCGGUUGACAACACGGAAUCCGCUAUUCUAAAAGUGAAUGCUCACCAUGUUGUUGUGUUUGGUCUCAGCAUCAAGAAUGAUGCUCCCACUGGCGUAGCAAUGACCUCCCAAAAUCAAUCGGUGGCAGCAAUGGUGGCAGGGGACAUGGUUGCUUUCUACCAUUGCGCAUUCCAUAGCACCCAUAACACACUGUUCGACUACAAAGGCAGGCAUUACUACGAUACCUGUUACAUUCAAGGCUCUAUUGAUUUUAUAUUCGGUCGUGCUCAGUCCGUUUAUCAUGACUGUGAGAUAUUUGUGGUUGAAGACAAAAGGGUAGAGAUCCAUGGGUCAAUAACAGCACAGAACAGGCCAGCGGCAAAUGAAGACAGUGGAUUUGUGUUUUUGUAUGGGAAAGUAUAUGGAGUCGGAGAAGUAUAUCUGGGAAGAGCGAAAGGAGCGUUUUCCCGAGUUGUGUUCGUAAAAACUUAUAUUUCAAAUACCAUUGUUCCCGAAGGCUGGAGCCUUUGGAGAUAUGAGGAUGGCAGCACUGAAAACUUAUACCAGGCAGAGUACAAGUGCUACGGACCAGGAGCACCAACAACAAAGAGAGCAAAAUGGGCUAAACAACUAAACGAUAAAGAAGUCGCCCCCUUUCUUUCCAUAGAUUUCAUCAAAGGCAAGGACUGGUUGCCUGCUUGGUCUUAAAUCUGCAUUAUCUUCUUUCACGCUUCGCUUGCCAGAAAAAUAGAACUCAGAAAUCACGCAGACUCGGAAGGACAAAUGGAUUUGAUUUGCAGCUCUAAACCAUAUGAUAAUUAGUUAUCCUCACGAAGAUAUAAGCAUGUAAUGUAGUAACAAUACGUCGCAAGGGUUGGUAAAUUUCGGUAUCACAAGAUGUCACGAGAUACAUGGACCGAAAUUGAUCAGCUCUCGAGCCUUCGUGCAUGCAAACAUAUUUGGGAACAAUUAUUGAUCCGCUUUUAUAAAGUUCCAACUUUUUCCUAG
Daucus carota subsp. sativus is the source of this 1424-nucleotide messenger RNA. Its product is annotated as probable pectinesterase 67. Gene Ontology annotation, biological process: cell wall modification; pectin catabolic process. The transcript is spliced from 5 exons. Bases 21 to 1124 code for a protein of 367 amino acids. Lineage: Eukaryota; Viridiplantae; Streptophyta; Magnoliopsida; Apiales; Apiaceae. Gene Ontology annotation, molecular function: pectinesterase activity. The record is from RefSeq and is a predicted model, not a curated record.